This is a messenger RNA of Acanthoscelides obtectus, 1873 nucleotides long. NCBI's taxonomy places the organism in Eukaryota, Metazoa, Arthropoda, Insecta, Coleoptera, Chrysomelidae. The record is from the annotation of a GenBank genome assembly.
UUUAGAUAAUCACAUAAUAAAACGUAUGAACCAAGUGUAUAUCGUUUACCCAUUAGAUAGAGGAUGCCUAAUCGAACAAAGCAAAAUACUGCAUCGCUGUGAUUCAUAUAACGCUACCAAGUGCAUUUAAUUAUGAACGAUUAUCAUAAUAUGGCAAUCGCUAUUAUAGCAAUUCAGAAAAGGUAAUUUAUUUUGUUCUGUAUCGCAAUGGUUGGUGUUACAACGCCGCCUUUACGUGUGUGUAGUGCGUGAGUGACGACAUAGUAAAAUGUGUGAGUGUCAGAAUAAGUUAAAGAAUCAAAUUGGUGGGACUUUGAAAUUUUUCAAAUCGCUGGAUGUUAACAAGUAUGCCACGAAGAAGACUAUAGCCCAAGGCCUCCUAGAUGUAGCUUUGCUAACAGCUAAUGCUUCUCAGUUGAAGUACGUGCUUCAAGUUGGUGAAAAGCAUGAGUUCUACACUUUGAUGCUGACACUCAUCAUAGUGUCCAUUAUACUGCAAGGAACAGCAGCUUUCUUGGCGUUGAUCGUUUCAAUCCUAGCAAGUCGGGGAGAUGAUAAUUUGACCGUCGUUACCUGGAUCUUGCAUCAUAUUUCUUUGGCUUUUGUCACGGGAGCUCUCUUUUGUGACGUCAUCAAAAUGAAUUUUGGUUUGGACCCCGCUGUCCCUUACAAUGACAAUACGACCUUUAAAAAGGGGGAGCUCUGAAAGUGGUUCUCCAAGCCAUCCUUUGCGUCCUCCUGGGAUCCAGAUUGGACAUAAACAAGGAAAAUCAUCAGGAAAACGCAAACAAAGCCAACAACGUCAUCUUAUGUCUAAACAUCCUUGUGAUGGCUACGAAUAUAUUGAUCAGCGCAUUCGAAAUGAAAGAGAGCACUGAUCACCUCGAUGGCAACACCACUAUCAUUCCUUCUGCUGUUAGUAGCAUCGGAUAAAUGUACUGAUGAUUCAUAUGAAACACGUUUGUAGCUGAUUAGUAAAAAAUGAUUUAACGAGCAUUAGCAGACUGGAAUAAGUUUAUUAUUAUUAUUAUUUAUAGAUCAAUCGAAUAAAAGCAGUUUCCUUGCGUUCCUUUUUAUAUAGAAUUUGUAAUAUCUCAUUUUUUUAUAUCACUGUCGCGCAAUUUUUAAUGCUUCUGUGCGUUUUCAGAACCCUGUUACUCUUUACUAUUUAUUUGACCAUUUCGAAGGUGCUUCAUAAUUAAGUAUGUACCAUAAAUUUAACAGACGAUUCUUUGAGUAAUUUUAAGACAGAAAGUUCAUAUAAACAUGGUCCGCUAACUCUACGUCCUCAAGAUACAGGGUGUUAAAAUUUAAACAAAAAGAUUUUUUGUAAAGUUCUUAAAUAUCCUUUACCUAAUUUUGUUGUAAUUUGGCGGAGGUAUUUGUAACACUAAAGAGCUAAAUUAGCCCUGACUUGAGUAUAUCUUUUCGAGAAAAGAGUAUCCCUGGACCGCGCAAGGAUUAUGGGAAAAAGUGAUAUUUUGGAAAUUAUUUUAUAAUUUUUCAUUAUAAAUAAUUAUGCAACAACAACAACAACGAAUACUAAAUAACACUAACAUCUAGACUAACAAAUUUCACUGUUAAAUGUAUGGUAUAUACUUAACUGAAGCGCAAACAUAUGAAGUAAUGUCUUUCAUCCAGUUCGAUUUGUGUGUAAUGUAAUAUUUUUGUAACUGAUGACUAUUAAGUGUAUGACAGCUGUAUGCUUAUUUUACUGUAAGAUAACCUUGCACCAUAAACAGAUAAAUAUAAAUUUAGGAAUUUGAAAUAACCAUAGGUAAAAAUACUUAUUGAUGUCUAGGGCCCUUCUGAAAUUAUAUGUCUGUAUUCUUUUUGUUAUUUUAUUUUCAGUGAUAUAUCCAAACAAUAGUAC